This is a messenger RNA of Heteronotia binoei (common prickly gecko), 2592 nucleotides long. It is a transcript of the gene GCLM, whose product is annotated as glutamate-cysteine ligase modifier subunit. The transcript is spliced from 7 exons. Gene Ontology annotation, molecular function: glutamate-cysteine ligase catalytic subunit binding; enzyme regulator activity. Gene Ontology annotation, biological process: glutathione biosynthetic process. Bases 94 to 918 code for a protein of 274 amino acids. Lineage: Eukaryota; Metazoa; Chordata; Lepidosauria; Squamata; Gekkonidae. Gene Ontology annotation, cellular component: glutamate-cysteine ligase complex. The record is from RefSeq and is a predicted model, not a curated record.
UUCCAGCCCGGGAGCCGCUGCCUGUUGCCAGCCAGCCAGCCUUCGUGGAGCAGCUGCCGCUAAGCCGCCGCCGAGCACCGGGCGCCUGCCUGCAUGGGGACCGAGAGCGGCAGCGCCGGCGUCCUGCUGGGACAAGCGGGCAUCCUCAACUUGCAGACGGGCAACCUGCUCAACUGGGGCCGGCUGCGGAAGAAGUGCCCGGCGACCCCCAGCGAAGAGCUGCGGGAUUGCAUUAAGAAAACCUUAAAUGAAUGGAGUUCAAAGAUCAGCCCUGAUCUAAUGCAGGAAAUGCCAAAAAUCCUUGAAUGUACUCUAGCUCAAGCAAUAGAAAAGAUCAACCCUGAAGAAAGGGAAGAAUUGAAAGUUUCAGCAAAACUUUUUAUUGCAGGAUCAAACUCAUCAUCAAUCAGAGAAGCAGUCAAUAUGACAUGUUCUGCCCUUGGGGUAGACCAGUUAGAUUCUGUGAUUAUUGCUCCUCCUCCAACUGAAGAUGGAAUAAAUCUUUCCCUGGAGUAUUUACAGCCUUACUGGGCAGAGCUUGAAAACUUAGUUGAAAACAAAAAGAUCGUUGCCAUAGGGACUUCUGAUCUAGACAAAGCCCUGUUGGAGCAGCUGUUCUUGUGGGCACAGGUGAAGCCAAGUAGUAACCAGGUGAAUCUUGCUUCCUGUUGUGUGAUGCCGCCAGAUCUGACUGCCUUUGCAAAAGAAUUCGAUAUCCAGUUGCUAACUCAUAAUGAUCCAAAAGAACUGCUUUCUGAAGCAAGCUUCCAAGAAACUCUUCGGGAAAGUAUCCCAGAAUGCCAAGUACACGAAUGGAUUCCAUUGUGGCUUCUGCGUUAUUCAGUCAUUGUGAAGAGCAGAGGAAUUAUCAAAUCCAAAGGCUACAUCUUGCAAGCAAGAAGAAUAGCAUCAUCUUAAGACUUUCAACAGUGUCCUGGUUCUGAAAAGACCUUGUCUUUACAAAGCAUUGCACCAAGGUGCAAACUAGAGAGUUCAGAAGAACGAUUGUGAUAUUAUCAAGUGGUCAGUGAUGCCCAAAUUGUGGAGUGGCACAGACGUGACAGCAUAGUCGAUCCAUCGAUUUCCUUUCUUUUCUUACGUGCUUUUUGUACAGAGACCAGCUUGCUCAAAGGGGAAAUAGUUGUUUUCACUAAAGCAGAGUUAAUUUAGAGAUGAUAUAUAAAAUUAUUUGAAAUAUUUUAAUGAGUAAUAUAAACUAAAAAAAGUGUGACUACCUAUAUUUUGAUUGAAAUAUUUUUUAUUUGUAAGAAGGACUAGGCCCUUGUUUUCUUAUUGUUGCUGCUAUGGGGGCAGAAGAAGAUUUAACAGUGCUGGUAGAAUGAAUAGCUUUCCAGCUUAAGCCUGUGGGGAAAAACAAAGUAUAUGCAAGCAGAAUUGCUCAAUAUAGUCAUGAAUGUAUAUUUGAUGUUUUCCACAUAAUGGUAAAGGUUGUAUGCCUCUUGUACAAAGGUUAAAUUAACCUUCUGUUUUUCUGAGGCACGUUCCUCUGAGAGGCGCAUCCCUCUUGUACUUGGCUUAUGACCAAGAGCACUGGUGGAAGAACACUGAAAACAAAGUUUAACUUUUUUAAAGUUUGGCUGUUAUUGUUUUUUUCUGGUGGUUUAGGAACUAGACACGUUUUGAAAACUAUAAAAGGCUAAGGCUUGAUAUGUUUAUAUAAACCCUGGCAUUGCAUACACAGUAGAUUAUGGUGCAAUGAAUUUGUCUUACUUUGCAGUCACAAAGAGAACUGUGCUGUCUCCAAGCCAACCAGAGGUCUGGCCAGAAAGUUACCAUUAUUCAAACAACAUGCUAUUUAAACAAGCUUAAACAUAAUGCAGUAGUGAAGAAUUUCCUGGGUGAUGGCGAACUUUAUCUGGAAUUAAAAAUUUUACAUUCAUAUCACAAAUAAUGUUUGUCAAAGACAGCUAGAAUGUACAAUUUUUUUUGUAUUGUCCAUAAUAUAUCUUCACAAGUUAAUCAUUCCACUGGGUAAACAUCUCAUGCUUUUAUUUAUAAAGAUUUUGAAUAAGAGUACUGAGCAUAUGGGGAUGUUUUUGUCUAAUGUAUUGUAAGCAUGUAGCUGACAUGUCAGUCAUCAGCUUUUACAUGGAAGUUCACUUCCAUCAGAAUUAUUGGGCAUUACUAAUUAAUGAUGCAUGAGGUUUAUAAAGUAGUUGUUUGGGAGCAGUCUUGGACAACUAAUGGAAUAGACUUAAGUGCAACAUUUCUGACGGUUCUGGAGUAAACUUUGACUUGCUGCUUAAAACAUUUGAAUAGUUCUAGAGAGUGAUUAAAUAAUAGGAUGUGUAUAUUGAAUGUGCAGGAAAACGUUUAUAUGCAAAAUUAGGAUUGAUUACAAAACUUUUGAACUUUGUAGAGAGACAAAAUUGUAUGUAGUCCUGUUUCAAAAUUAACUAAUGGUUUUACUUAAAUCUUUUGUGCCGAAUGUGCUUUUUACUAGUUUGAGAUUAUUAUUGUUGAUAAAGGAUGUUUGCUUUUACAGAAACCUGCUGGUGACAGCUUGUCCUUUGCAUCAGUGCAUUCAGGUUCUGUUCCAGUUUAGAAAACAAUAAACACUUUGGCCUCUUU